ACAUUGUCCAUAGGCAAGUUCUCAAUGCUGGGUUGGAGUGAUGGUGGAAUUACAGCCAUGAUUGCUGCGGCAAAUAAUCCAGAACAGGUUGACAAACUGGUGAUAUGGGGAGCAAAUUCUUAUGUCACUGAAGAAGAAGCAAAAAUAUAUGAAAAUAUGCGUGAUAUAAGCAAAUGGUCAGAACGCAUGAAAGCACCAUUAAUAAAGCUGUAUGGAGAAGAAGGUCUAACUACAAUGUGGAACCAGUGGACAGAUGCACUUGUUGGCAUAUACAAAAACCAAAAUGGUGAUAUAUGCAAAGGUUGUUUGUCUAAAAUCACUUGCCCCACUCUAAUAGUUCAUGGAAAUAAAGAUGCCAUGGUGGCAUCAGAACAUCCUGAGUACCUCCUGAAACACAUUCCGCAUAGCAAGCUUCAUAGAUUUGAAGAUGGCAAACACAACCUCCACUUACGAUAUGCAGAUGAAUUUAACAACUUGGUCACUGAAUUUCUCAGUAAAUGAAUAUGCCUUCAAGAAGAAUGCUGAAACUACUUCAGUACUAUAACCUGAUGUUGGAUUGAAGUAAACAUUAAUUUUCAGCACCCUUCAGUUUAGAUUAAGUUUUAUAUACUCAUGUUCAGUUCAUACUGGAAUGAUUUUCUCAGUGACUGCGGGACACCUUCCUGCAGGAGGCAUCCAACUUCUUCUGGGAUCCAUAAACUUCUUUGGUCAGUUCCGUUGGGUCUCCACGACGCGCUGCAGUUUGUUUCCGAUCCCUAUGCCGCUUCUUCCGUUCUUUGACCUUUUUCACUACAGCAUCUUCCUCAGGGACUUCUUGAUGCUCCCCAACGGAGUGCAUCAUUCUUGAUUCAGCCUCAAUCUUGUCUAUAUCUGCCUCUGCGCUUCAUGGCAGGCGGUCGUCCCUUUUCGCCAUGCAUUCCCAUUGGCUUCUCACAUGGAUUUCGUUUCUGCUCGGAUGGCCUUUUUGAUUUCGUUCAUCAUUUCUUGGGUGGCCAAUAUAGCUUUUGUAUUGCUGUCUAAUUUGAAAUUCAUUUCGUCUUUCAUUUUGUUCAUCAUUUUAGAUCUCGGUCGACCUUUCUAUUGUUGUCAAUAUUCGCCAUCAGGCGUUCCAUCAGUUUUUCCAUCUCCAUCUUGUGACAGUAUAAUAUUCGAUGCAAUUGUAAUUUCAGUAAUUCUUUCCAACUUGUGGCAUAUUUAAGUUCGUAACCAAUUCUCACACCACUUGUAAUGUGUUUACACACACACACUGCACCAGUUGUCAUGAGUUUAUGACUGUGUUAUAGUGAGACCAAAUUAUCCAGUAUUUAUGUUGUAACCACCACUAAAAAUCCAAUACGCUCUGAGCCGCCAACUUAUGACACCAACUGUAGUGUGUUUAGGUGAGUUAAGACUUGGUAAUAGGUUUUAUUAACCACUUAAAGGUCGUAUCUACAAUUACUUAUCACCCUGUUACUGAUUUACAUAACUUACAGUAACUACACUAAUCUUCUCAGCCUAUCUUUAGUAGUAUUCAUGUCCCAAAAAAAUGUACUCACCCUUUUAAUGACACCAAAUGCAAUGUUCUUUAAAUAGAUAUAAAGUUAUUAAUUUGAAAUGAAGAAAACAAGCCUACUGCACCAUGCGUGUUCGUAAAUGUUCAAACUGAUGACCAUCAUUAUCCAGACAGUGCUGAUGACGCGGAACAAUGGAAUCACAACCUGUAUGAAGCAUUUCAUUUGUAAUUUGAAGACACUGUCUUUCAACUCAUGGACUGUUGCUGGUUUUGCAGCAUAAACUUUAUCUUUGACGUAUCCCCAUAAAAAGAAGUCCAUGGGUGCAAGGUCCGGCGAACACGCAGGGUAUUCAACACUACCUCUUCGCCCAAUCCAUCUGUCCGGCAAAGCUGUAUCGAGAUAGGCCCAAAGAAUUCCUGGAGCAAGUCUAGGUAAACAGUACCAUUGAGAGUGUUGUCAAAAAAAGAAUGGACCUAGGAUGCCCAAUGUUUUAUCCCACACCGCACUGUAACUCCUGGUAAGUUCAGAUGGUGUUCCACAGUAACAUGCGAAUUUUGAGUAGCCCAGUAGGUGCAAUUGUGUUGAUUAAUUGUGCCAUUUAACUUAAAUGUGGCCUCAUCACUCCAGAUAAUUCUGUUUGGAAAAGCUUCAUUUUCAGCACAUUUUUUCAGGUACCAUUGGCAAAAUUCAGUUCUCCAAUCAGGAUCCUCUUCAUUGAGAGUGUGGGUUAAUGUUGGAAUGUAACUUUUCCAGCUCGCUUCAAAAUUCGAUUAACGCUCGAUUUUUGAGAUACCUGUCUCACGAGCUGCUUACCGGCUUACCGGAGGAGGGUUUCCAGCAGUUGCUCUCUUGCGGUACCGGUAGAUGACCGUGGUCUUAUGGAAAGUUUUUUAUAGACGUCUUGAACAGUUUCAGUUGCUUCAAGCUUAUCUCUGAUGCAUGCAAUGGUGCGUCGCAUUGGUGGAUUUCUUUGAAACUCCCUUGGGAACUGUCUUUGCAUUCAGUGACCUCGUACUUCCAGUAACACAGCACAAAUUUUCUAUCCACAAAGCUUAGUCGUACUUCCACCAUUAUUUCAAGUUACUUACACCUAGAAAAAUAUAAAAAUUUCGUCAGUUACGGACAGUCAAAGAGUGAGUACAUGUUUUUGGGACAUCUUAUAUUUUUAACACGGGAGCUAUACAAGUCUCACUGCACUAUAGCACACAUAAAGUCUUGAAGUUAGGCAGUAAGUCUUCACUGCUGACUUCUCAGCUAUCACUCACUAUGACUGAGUAUCACACAUAAUAUCUAAUCACGCUUUUCAUCCUCACAGGCCGACCUCCUGUAUUCUUCUGUACAUCUGUUCCACCAGUACUAGUUCCCAUCAGUGUAUCUGUCACAUCAUGUAGCCUCAAAUUGGAUAGCUUGCCCUCUGUUGCGUAAUCGCCGUGUUCACAGAGGUGUUGCUGGGUAAUGCUGCCGAGAGAUGUUUACUGCAACGCUGCAUAGCAACCAGCUCGGUGCAGCUGUGCUUGGCUCAGCGCAGCACGGCACAGAGAAAAGCCGCUUUCCUUUUUGUUGCAUAAUAGCUGUGUUCCAGAUUUCUGUGGCUCAAUGAUUCCUGCAUGGCGUAAAUACAUCAUAGUAUCAGUAUCAUGGGAAGAGAUAAAUUUGUCAUCCAUACCAGAAUUACUAUUGAGUCCCAUUUUUCAUUAUGUAGCCAAUAUUCAUACUGUUUGGUGAUCUACUUAAUUUUCACAUGUUAAAAAGUGUAGUAGCAGUUUCCUUCCAAGAUUCAAUUUCCAUGUGUCUUUCACAGUCCUGCUCAUUUCUUAGCCAUGCAACAUGAAAUACUUGAACAUUCACAAACAGAACUACCAACUAAACGAAUUUCUGCAAAGUUUUUAUGUGUAUAACCUCUUGAGAAAAGACUUAAAUGUAGAAUUUCAAUGGAUUUUGACGGUCUGAGCUUGAUCCUACUGCCUCAGGGUACACCAUAUAGUCUGUUUUUGUAAUAAUCAUCAUAACUAUCGAUUUCCAGGGGAGAGAAUAUUGCCACUACUGAAGAAAAUCCUAUACCUCAAAGUCAGUUUUUUUUCUUGCAACAGUAAAUAUUAUUUAACCCCGAAUGCAGCAUAUUGUUCUCUAUAAAAUAUAUGGAGGUACUGUGUAAUUUGUAAGUAUAAUGAAAAUAGAAUGUCUGAUCCUGGUUUGUAAUAAAGGUUUCAUAAAUUUAAAACAAA
Messenger RNA from Cryptotermes secundus, 3718 nucleotides. RefSeq names its product valacyclovir hydrolase. The record is from RefSeq and is a predicted model, not a curated record. Lineage: Eukaryota; Metazoa; Arthropoda; Insecta; Blattodea; Kalotermitidae.